Messenger RNA from Armigeres subalbatus, 5959 nucleotides. Its product is annotated as protein spitz-like. Gene Ontology annotation, biological process: epidermal growth factor receptor signaling pathway. The record is from RefSeq and is a predicted model, not a curated record. Gene Ontology annotation, molecular function: receptor ligand activity; epidermal growth factor receptor binding. The transcript has 4 exons. Bases 2073 to 2768 code for a protein of 231 amino acids. Lineage: Eukaryota; Metazoa; Arthropoda; Insecta; Diptera; Culicidae.
AGUUGAAUUUUUCAUGCGUGAGCCUCGAUCGCACCUUUGUACUGAACUACAUUGUACAUAUUCCCUGCCAUUGAAUCGCAAAGAAGCGGAAUUUCGUGUGCUAAAAGAGAGUGAUUAUUCUUCAAAUGGCAUCGUGGAAAAGUGAAAAAAUGCCUCGCAUGUGCCGAUGAAGAUAUGUGGAAGUAAAGUUAAAUCAAUUUUCCAGCUAAUAGUCGCGUGCCUUUUCAGUCGCAUUUGGGUGAAAUUAUGCAUCGAUUCAAAGUGGAAAAGUGCCUCGAAGUUUUUUUCCCUUAUGCCCCCCUUCGUCUGACGAAUAUCUGAAGAAAAAAAGUGGAGUGUCUCGUAACCCCCUCUUCUUUACUCGCGUAUUGAAUGCCGAAGCCAGUGUGUAGUGCGCCUCUUCUCACGCCACUCUUUCAUUGUGUGCGGUGUGCUCUCAUCGUCAUCAUCAUUGAUCAUUGUCAGUAGGCAGUCGACAGCGGAACACACUGUUUGGGAAUAAUAAGAGUCUCAGUGGAAAAGUGACCCGACUGAAGCCUACACAGCACGGCUCAGCUAGACGGCGAGCCAGCCCCAGCAGUGAAGCACCGGAGGACGGAAGGUGUGUUCCGAUCGGGAGGAGAACGAAAAAGAGAACUCCCAGCACCGGAUCGAUCGUCAUCAUCAUCACCGUCGCCGUCACAGUCGUCCGUGUCUGGGAGACCACCACCGGAGGAGCUGCUGGACGUACGAGACUGCUGCACUCACACCAUCCGACUGGUUUUCUGUGUGCGGAUAAGCGAACCCGUUGCUUUUUGGCUGCAGUUCAUCUUGGAUGGUUUGGACCCGUCGUCGCCGCCGUCGGUCGUCGAUCAACAUCCGAAUCAGAAUAAGGAAUUCAUGGGACAAAGUUGCCGCUCGGAAAGGUCACGGCACCGAUAGGAAGAUGCGGAAGCCGAGGAAGUAAAUGAGGGAAGAUGUAAUUGUUUUCGCUACGGUGUGUGAAGUGCGUUGAGAGGUUAUACCUCUGUGGGAAGAAUUUUCGAAAAUAACAGAAAGGGGAAAGGGGAAAUCGAUCAGCGAAAACAAGUGAGAAAAAGGUGUGAAAUAAAAUGAAACUAGUGUAUCGAGAUCGAUUUUUCUUGUGCUGCAACGACAACGACGGCAACAACGAUCAACUGCUGCUAGGCUGCCGUAGUGAGAAUGCUGUCGUUGCCCUCCAGGAACGUUGGUUGUCAUCUGCUACCACUAAGGCAACUUCCUGUUCCUCCUUCUGCUGCUACAGUCGGCAGAGUCAGACAUUCUGCCCCGACGAAAUUCGAGACUGUCAGCAAUGCUGUAAAAACGACAAACAGCAACCCAAAGUGCGAGAGCUAUUGGUUCUUGAGGAAUCGUCAAGCGUGUCGUCGAUUAUCCACGGUAAUAGCCGCAACGUUGGCAGGUUGCAGUGCUACCACCUGCCGCAGUAGCAUCAUCCAGUUCUCAUCCAAACCCUGCUGCCGGUGUAAGACCGUUGGUGUUCUUUCAGAAAACCCCAACAGCUACCCUGCCGCCCCUUCAAAGCAUACAGGGAAUAUCUUCGACAGUUUCAGCGGCACUGCAGGUGUUCCAUCACCACCCACCCUCAGUGGAAUACGUUCGGUCAAUUAAAUUACUAGGGCCUAUAGCAACAAGCAAAAACUGACCACCCAAAAGCAGCCAGUGUUGCUUUAUGUUGUAUAGGAAGGAAAAGGAAAAAGUGCAUCGAAAAAUUGUGUAUAGUUUUUUUUUUGAGGGUGUAUGUUUAUUAAAAGAAAAGCAAAAUAGUUUAUUACCCCCUACUGUGUGCAUUGGAACGAGAGCAAGAGACUCGUCGGAACAGAAGUGAAGGAAGCAAAAAAAACGGAGAAAGACUCCACCGUGAAAGUGAAUACGGGGAAGCAAUAAGAAAUACCGAGUGAAAAGAGAUCCAAGAAACAAAGUGUCAGAAGCGAAAUAUAAACGUGAGAAACGUACGUGAGAUUGCCCCGUACAACGAGGAAGAAGAAGAAUCGAAAGCAGACAAACAAGUAGAAGACGACGCCAAGAAUCACACGUUUCUUCAUUCAUAAGCAAUGAAUAGGAAUAUAGUAAAAUUCUAUGCAUUACUAUUCAUCAUGCUGUCAUCAGUUGUGUUAAUCACAGACUGCUGUUCAAGCAGAUCCAUGCCAAAAUCGCGUCCACGGCCCGUGUCGCACUUCCGUGGUGUCAUCACGACCUCGUCGGCAAAGAUUACGACCACCAAUGGCAAUGGCGAUUCGACUACAUUCACCCUGAUAACAACCAAGACAACGUCGACCAUCAGUGAAGCACAGUCGGAAACAACAUCGACAGUGACGGACCCUCGGAGUGGUCCCGGUCCAGGCGGUGGCACCAACAGCCCCGGCGGUGGAACGAACACCAACGGCGGCAACAGCAAGGACCAGCUGAUGCGAAUGGGCAAGUGCUCAUUGCUGUUCGAGGAGAACUACUGCCUCAACGGUGGUAAGUGCUACAACUUUACGAUCGCGAACUCGACGAUGCCAACGUGUGAAUGUGCCGACGGAUUCAUGGGUGAACGGUGCGAGUCAAAGUACUUAGAUGGGACUUACCUAAGCAUGCGUAAGUCCAAGAUUCACAUCGAAACGGCCAGCAUAUACUAUGGCGCUUUUUUGGCACUGAUAGUGGUGCUAGUAUUGCUAUACUGCCUCCAUUGUAUGCAGUCAUCGUCCUCAGCGGCAGGAAGCAAAUUGCUAAAGAAGAGCAAAAAGGUGAUGAUUCUUCCUCCCUAAGCAAAUCCGCACGCCCUUCAAUAUUAUGGAAAGUACACCGCGACAGGUCGUAUUGUUCGUUGUUAUGUUCAUGUUGGUUAGGCUAGUAGAAGUAGGAAAGUUGAUUCCGAAACCGACGGUAAAUUACGGACAAAUUUAGACAGUUUGCUUAUCUAUGUAGUCAUUAUGAGCCCCUCCAGGCGAGGGGCUAGAUUAUAAAUAGUUCUGUUUGAUGCAGAACACUCGAAUACGACCACCCCCUAUCCAGACAUAGAUUGAUUCAAUCUGAAAGCAGCUACAAUCGUGUCAUUCGAAGUGAUAUCGAUAUAGGCCAGUGUUUAGAUUUUGUUGCAUGCAGGCUCAUUGCAUGGGAAUGAUUAUUGGGAUGAAAAAGAUACACAUCGAAUGUCGAAUUGCGAAACUUUACAGAUCAAGAAUCUCCAUACGGCUAAAGAUAGAUUGAGGAUAGAAUACUCGAUAAUUUCUCUAUCAGAAUUCAAAUUCCGUUCCAAGUGUAAAAAUAGUUGCUUAAGUGCAAUAGCGUUUAAGAAAAAGUAUCGUUUUUUAUAAGGAAUAAUAUUUAAGGUAGUUAAGAACAAAAUCAUCACGAAUCAGACUAUAGAACAGAGCAACAAAUAAUUGCCAAUAACAGAUCAAAACACCAAACCAUUUUGAAAUUUCAUUUGCAAACCACAAACCUUCAACAAACUGCAAUAGAUAACGAACACAUCCAUUCCCGCCAAACUCACAGGACAAACCAUAGGUUACUUACAAUAGGAGAAAUGUUUUCCAUUCACCCAACUAAUGAGCCAAAGAGUACGUUUUAGUACUUUUAGAAUUGGUAAGUUGCCACUUAUAUUAUGUCAUAGUAUUCCUUACAUUAUAUAGAAUAAAGAGAUCAUUGAACAACUCCAGGAUGGACUAUCACAUAUGCAUCACACUCACCCGCGGACAUGUUACAUACUCGGUAUAACAAAGAUAUACCAACAUAUUUAUAAACAAACACGUUAGAAGUUAGUUGUGUAAACCAAGAGGUUCAGCGAAGGGUCAUCACAACUAAUGCCAUGCUCAGACUAUAAGGUGAAUAACAUAUGUCAUUCCCAUUAUCGACAAGAUAAAUGAAUUCAAGUUUGCUGAAAAACAUGUAACUUGCCAAUAGUCUGAUCAUAGCAUGAGAGUAUCGGAUCAGUAUUAAAUUAUCAAUUGAGAACAAUGCAUUCUCAUAAUCAUCAUUACAUCCCAUUCAUCAAUCACUACUAUUGCGUUGACCAGUCGAUUCGUCUUAAUUUUCACUUUCUUAGCAACAUAUUUAAAAAGAAUUUGAUUUCAUUUUGGUCUUCAUUUUCAAAGUGUCCAACAAUGGAACAAAUUACAGGAUAUGGCGACUUGGAACUUUAAUGCUAAAACGAUUUUGGCCGUCUUGUUUCUGACACUUCGUAUAACGAGUAUUGUGGGAGAAUAUUAAAUAGUUUGGAUACAUCACAUUAUACAUAUGGUCCCUCUAGAUCUUACAGAUGAUUCAAUUGAGUCCUAUAUUUAUUCCUUUAUUAUAGUGCAUUUUAAAAUUAUUCCGAAUGGUAUAUUUUAACAUCUCCUUGCCUUUUAUCAUAUUUAUUCCAAGAUGUAAAUUAGAUACUAUAAAUAAUCCCUCAUUCUAUGUUCUGUAACUAUUCUGCACAUCUUGAUCGGUUUCUCCAUACUGUUUAAAUAAAUUUUAUUCCAUAAAUUUUCAUGUCUUAUUCUUGAUUUCCAAACUAUAUGAUUCCCAAUGUCGAGUAGGAGAGUAAAAUGCACUGUAUUAAGGGAAGUUAUAAUAAAUAAAGCAUCUAUUUAGCACGUACGCCGAAUUGGGAAAUUAAUCAUGACUUUUAUUGUUACUCUAUUUAUCGUCUUAAAAGAUUGUUAUAUCCUGUAUUGACAAAUUUUUUAUCAAAACUGAUUUUUUUCAAACUGAGAAAGUAUAACGCGGAUUUCUAAAGCGAAUUUGGUUCCUAUCAACUGAUAAGUUGAGUUUAUUUAUCGAAAACAUUGUAUCACAAUUUAUCUUGAGAACUCAAUCUCUUCCAGUCGCAAUGGGAGAAAUCUCUGAAAGCACAUAACAUUCCACCCCUAAUGUAUGUACAUUUAUGCUUAAAAUUAUUAUAUAUUUGACAACAAAGUCUACUUUAUAUAUUGUCGCUAAUAUUCUUAUGCGAGUAGAAUAUUUUGUUAUGAACAUCGGUUCUGUUGAUCUGCAACUAUUACUAAAUCACAGAACCAUCGUUGUAAAAUACAACUCAUUCAUACACCAGACACUCAUAUUUCACAUGCAUAAAACACACCCAUUACUGCAUAUAUUAUCAUAGCAGAAGAUUGCACGCUUUAAGCCUUACUCAAAUGUGAAAAAAACAAAAUCAAAACAAGAAAAUAACAUGACGUUGCCUUUACUGAAAUUAUGAUAAAAUUAAAUAUACACUGUAUUUAUCUUACAACGAUUCUUAAUGUUAACGACAAAAAUGGUGAACUAUUAAAACAACAGAUCCGCCCAUUCAUUUUUAUUCCCUUUUUUUGUAAAAUAAAAUCUGUUCUUGUAAGUAAAUCUGCUGGUCGAGUAACAAAGGGAUGCAAUUUACAGUUGAUGUUUCAAACUUCAAAAAUUUGUCUUGCCGACAGUAAUGCAAAAGGCGAAUAUGUAAAACCGUAAAUUAGUCAUUUUUUUCACCUAGUAUUUUUUGGCUACAGGUAAACAAAUUACUAAUGGGCUUCUAUUUUCACAUGUUUUAAAAUUACCACGCAAUCAAAUUCACUUCAAUUUAUUUGUUUAUAUUGUUUAUGGCAAAAUGGGAUAAAAAGAAACGGAUCUAAAAUGGAAUAUAUUACACGAAAAUUAUAAGGAAUACGAUAAAGACUGAUGUAUAUGUCUUAACUUAUUUAAAGUGAACCGAGAGAGCGCAGUAAACUAAAACAACACUACACCUUAUCUCAUUAUUUUCUUGAAUCUCAGUGACAUGAAAAAUACAACGAAGAUCUUUUUUAAUGCAGCGAUUUUUUGCGAAACUAGUAUAUAAAGAAAAGAAACUAAAUUGACAAUAACACAGUAUAACACAUAAGGUAUAACAGUAAAAUCAAGUAACAAAUUUUGGCAAAGCAAAUAAAAAAUCGUAGAAGGUCAAGAGUCUACACAAUUGAUAAUUAUUAUUUAAAAAAAAAUAUUAAAAAUAUAUUAAAAAUCA